GCUGUGAAUCGGUUGUAGAACAAGAGAUGGAGUCAAACCAAAGUCGCACCGAAGCAUUGGUCCGCCUGAACGAGCUGAGAGAGAGGAACCUCUCAUGUGACGCGGUGUUGAGGUUGGAGGACGGUGGCGUCUUUCCAGUCCACAGAGUGAUUCUGUCCAUGUGCAGCGCAUUUUUCGGGACCCUCUACACGGCAGAACUGCACACCGGUGAGGAUACUGAUGUUUUCCUCCACGGAAUUAGCUCGGAGGUGAUGACCCAGAUACUGGAUUAUGUUUAUUUUCGCAAGGUGGACAUCCGCGCCGACAACGCGCGUAAACUGCUCGCGGCGGCUGAAUACUUAUGUAUACCAGACGUUACUGAACUCUGCUGCGACUUCCUCAAGGACACGCUGGACGUCAACAACUGUAUCGGCAUCAUGCAGUUGGCAAGGUUACACUUCUGCGCCAACCUUGACACUCGUGCUCGUCGCUUCGUUCUGCGCUACUUCGUGCAAGUGUCUCAGCAAAGCGAAGAAUUUCUGGAACUGCCUGUAGAGGACCUGAAAGAGAUAAUCGAGUCCGAGGAACUGAACGUGAAGGACGAGAAAGUUGUGUGGGAUUGCAUUCUCCGGUGGAUCAACCACGACCCGGACAACAGGAAAGGUCACAUCGCGGGCCUUUUGAAGUUCGUCAUACUGAGUCUCCUUGACGCAAAGUUUUUCAAGUUGGAGGUUUCAAAACACCCGUACGUGACGGAAUUCAAGGCCUGCAGAUCCUUGAUCUCGGAGACGCUCAAAUUACUGGACGACGCAGAUAAAUUAAUUAGAACAGGUGCAAAAGAAAGCAUGUAAAUUUGCAUAUCAUAGGAGCGACUCGAACUGGGAAACCCUGGCACAGCGCAGAAAGAUAGCACGUAUAUGUGCUCUCUUCAAGGCGUACACGGGAGAACGGGCGUGGAAGGCUAUAGGUGACAGAUUGCAAAGGCCAUACUACCUGAGCAGGGUCGAUCAUAUUCGGAAAAUUAGGAGCAGAAAGGAAAGAACAGAUAUCGGAAAAUAUUCCUUUGUAAAUAGGACCAUCCAACUCUGGAACCAGCUACCCGCUGAGGUUUUAGGGACUCUCUCAUGUAAACAAAUUACUUUUAGAAAGAAGGUUAGGAAAGUGAAAAAUGAGGUGGGUGGUUGCAGUGAAUGGAGGUAAAUUGGGGUGAGGGUGGGAAGGCUUCAGAAGUGUAGUGAAGUGAAGAGAAGCUUCUGAUGAAAUGUGAGUACAUCAUUUCAUGACGUAUGUAAUUCGUUACUGUCUUAUGUCCAUUUGGUAUUAAUUUUUAAGUUAUGUACUAUGUUUUCUGCAGUUCCUUGAUCUUGUGUUUGACCAGAAUGUUGGCCAAAUAUUUUCUAAGUGACUUGGAGACAGUUCCAGUUGACACUAUAAUUACUGGGAUUACUUUUGCUUGAACCUU
This is a messenger RNA of Zootermopsis nevadensis, 1441 nucleotides long. RefSeq names its product kelch-like protein 10. Lineage: Eukaryota; Metazoa; Arthropoda; Insecta; Blattodea; Termopsidae. The record is from RefSeq and is a predicted model, not a curated record. Gene Ontology annotation, molecular function: protein binding.